AUGCUACAGACUUACCAACCUUCAGUCGUGGCGUUCUCGGUUCAAGCGAAAAUAAUUCAGUACGAAAAUAUUACUUUUAGGAAUCGCAUCAACUACGUGAGCGUGGGCGGGGACGACCUGCUGCCGCUGGAGGGGUCGCCGCUGCGCGAGCUGCGCCUGGCGCUGUGCCAGCUGGAGUGGGUGAACGCGUCGGCGCUGCGCCCGCUCCAGCGCCUGCGCGCGCUGCACCUGGGCCAGAACGCGCAGCUCAACGCCAGCGUGGUGGCCGCCCUCGUGCAGCGCAUGGCCGACGACGGCGCGCCCCUCGACUUCCUCGGCCUCAACGAGAUGGGGUUCCGCAGCGCGCCGCCGCGCGACGUGUUGGAGGCGGCGGGGGCGGCGGGCGUGGCGUCGCUGGUGCUGGCGCGCAACCAGUUCCCGGUGGUGGCGGCGGGCGCGUUCCCGCGCAUGCCGCGCCUGCGCCACCUCGACCUGAGCGAGUGCCUGGUGGUGGCGGUGGAGGAGGGCGCGCUGGCCGCCGACCGCCUGCCCGCGCUGCGCUCGCUCGUGCUGGCCGGCAACCAGCUCACCGGCGUGCUGCCCGGCGUGCUCCCGCCGCAGGUGGCUACCUUGGAUCUGUCGCUGAAUUCACUAGAUCGCAACCGACGGUCCGUGGUGUUCGACCUCGGCGAAGGCCGGUUCGUCAACAUGAGCAACCUCAUCUACCUCAACAUCUCCUUCAACAACAUCAACACCAUCACUCCGCGCACCUUCAAGGGGUUGGCAGGCCUGCGUGAGGUGCUGUGCCUUCAAAACUCCUCCAUCGUCGAGAUCCACCCAGGGUCUUUCAAAGAACUCGGGAACCUGACGUUCUUGAACCUGGAAAAGAACCCGUUUCCGGAAUAUUCCGGACUCACUGCUGGAACUUUCGAAGGACUGGAGAGUUUGGAAGUGCUGCUUCUCGCCGAAUGCGGAAUCACGAACUUCAGUGACCCCGAUGUCUUUUCGGCGCUAGGUUCGUUACAGUAUUUGAUGCUAGAGAACAACUACAUAUCCAGUGUGUCUCGCGACGUCCUCUCACCGCUUACAGGACUACGAGGACUUGACCUAUCACACAAUCGCAUGGAACCGUGGAUUGAAGAGGAACUCUUCUCCGGCAAUCCCAACCUCUCCAUCGUCUUUCUCGCCGACAACAAACUCACGUACCUCAGCCCAGUCAUGUUGGAAGACUUCUCCAAGCUCGGUCACCUCGAUAUCUACGACAACCCGUUCAGCUGCGAGUGUGAGCCGUUCUAUCACGGGAAGGAGUGGCUCAGCAGAAACAACCUGUCCCUCGAGAGAAUAUUUUCUCCAGGAAGAGCCCCUCUAUGUUAUACGCCGGACAGUUGGAGAAACAAAUUCAUCACGGAUUUUAUCCAGCUGUCGGAGUUCGACGGGGAGUGCCCGAUUUGGGCGAUAGAAGGCACGCGAGCUUACAUUAUAGUAGGCGUGGUCCUCGGGAUGCUGAUGGUGCUCGGAUCUGUGUGUGGAGCCAUGGCGUACAAGUAUCGAUCGCACAUUCGAUACUGGAUGUUCCUCGCUCGACGUGAUCUCAGAAGGAGAGGCAUCACGCUGCAAAAAGAACGGAGAAGACGUUUCUGCAAGGGUUACACGAACUAUCAAUACGACGCUUUCGUGUCGUACAGCAGCGAAGAUCGGAACUUCGUCGUGCGGUUGGUGGCCAUGUUGGAAAACUACGAGCCUCACCUCAAACUGUGCGUCUACGAGCGGGACUUUCAAAUCGGGACGGUGAUUUCCGAAGCUGUCCUCGAAAGCGUCGCCUGCAGCAGACGAACUCUACUAGUUAUCAGCGAUGCAUUCGCGCGGUCCCAGUGGUGCAUGUGGGAGCUGAGAUUAGCGGAACAUUACAGUUUAUUUUUUGACGACGACGACAGUGGCGCCGGCUGCGGUGCAAUCAGGAACCAAGACCCGCUCGUGAUGGUGAAGCUGGGCGACGUUGCCGCGUCUCACAUGACGCCGACGCUGAAGCACUUGUUGCGAACCAGGGUGUACCUGGAUUGGGAUCCGGAGCCCAGGAAACAAAGGCAGUUUUGGGAGAAGUUGCGAGCGGCACUAGCCCCGCCGCCACCGCCUGCUGCGGUAAAGACGAAUACUACAGGGUGUCUCUAAAGAAAGUUCCACUUUCUCGAGUAGCAAUAAACUUAGACAAGACACUAACUCGCAGAAGUUAUGAUACGGACGAUGCUUGAUGCAGAAAUAAGAGUAACUUUUUUCCGUACUGCAAAGACGUAAAUUUUGUGUUUACGAUUUCACAAUUUUUGAAAAAAGGACUAGUAUUGAGUUUUUCGAUACGCAGAUGACUUACUCCUCUCACUACGAAAAGUUGGAAAUAUUUCAUAUAACAGACUCCAGGAGGAGCACUAAUAGUGUUUGAUCGAUAUAAUAUCACGACUUACUGUAUUUCAUUACAGAUAUCUUCAAAGAAGAAACUGUCAAUGUAUUUUCCUUUCAGUAAAUGAUCUGGGAAUCCGUUUACUACUGUUAAGUAUUAUUAAAAAUUCAUUUACAAAAUAGGGUUACCUGGAAGAGAUUUGUUUUUAAAUUUCCAAGAAGUAUGUGACUGCUUUUCAAUAUGAAAUCAAACAACUCUUACAAUUCUUUUCACAUUCUCUAUCUGAAGCUCAAAACGUAAGUUUCAUUAAUCAAGUAUCCAGGCUUUGGUACAAUAAAAACGUGAUGAUAUGCAAAAUCCAUGAAGAACAGAAUACAAUUGGUAUUGAGUGUAGUGAAAACAAGAUAUUCUCUACUUAAUAAAUGUAUGAGGAGUAAAUCGAUGUUUUUGAAGUAGUCAUUGAGUGAUUUCAAAGCAAUCAAGUAUUAACGACUGAAACAAUGUUUCCAGUAAUAAGUGUUUAACAUAUUUGGUAAGAAAGUUUAAGGACAUUGAAAUGUCCUUGAUAGUAGUCAAUUAUAAUGACAAAAAAUGGUUUAAUAAUAGUCAAAGUAAUACAUAGCAGGAUGUGUAUGAGUUGCUACGGAUGUAUUGAGUAUUAUCCGUGUUCGUUGGGAAGGAACUCGACUAAGUCAAGGUAUUUACAAUAGACUCAUUUGAAAUAUCGAGUGUGUGUUAGUUAUGAAGAAAGAAAUGUUUUUGAGUUUGUUUGUGUUUACAGUUUUUGUUUGAAAAAUGUAAUAUGUUGUGUCAAGGUGAAAAUGAAUAUUAGAAAUGUUGAUUUUUUAAAAAAAUCAUUUCCUCUGAAUGGGAGGUUUCAAUCUUUUAUUAAUGUUACAUUUUAAAGUUGAAUGAAUGACUCUUUAGAAAUGGAGUGAACAUGAAGUCAACACAUUGUAUAAAGUGUGUCAGUGAUAAAUGAAACAGGGAAAUAGAAAUCGAGAGAAACCUUGGGGUGUGUACAGUGUAAUAUACGGGAAAAGGGAAAUUGUGAUAAAAUGUUUUAAAUAUGUAAUAAUAAAAUGGUACAGUAUGCAUUAAUACAGUAUGCAUUAAUUACAAGAAACAAGUACAACAGCUUUCCGAAUAACUCUGAAUCCAGUGUUUUCAAUAGGCGUUAUAUUCAAGAGAAAGUUUGAAAGUUGCCAAUAAAUGAAGGAGCAAUUAGGUGCGCGUGACAAUUCUUUUAAAAAAGGGAAAGAACAGUUACAGGACCCUACUUCAUCUUUUUUAAUGCAAAAGCUUGCUUAAAAUCAAAGGAACAUGAUGAUUACCCAAAUUUCACAAUCAAUGAUGGUCGAAAAAUACUUUUCCAUUUUUUUUACAUCUCCAAUUCAUUCAAUGCAAUACAGUUCAAUGCAAACAAAAAUAAUCAUUGAUUUCGAUCGUGUUCGAUGAAACAUCUUUUAAAUUUUUCUCCACUGGAAAGUCACAUAAUUCGCAAGUGUAUGAAAAUGAAUGACUGCAAUUUCCUCAAACUAUUUCUAAUAAUACAAUCUUGUAUAAUCUUCAAAUUUAUAUUCUGGAAAGCGGCGUUUUUUAGUUAUGACAUUUUAAUGGGCUUUAUGUAGGUCAAUGUUUCUGCCUAUUGAUUAGACUUAUCGGAAUCUCACGACGUUUAACUCGUAAAAUAGAAACACUUCCGCUAAGCAUUAUUCUAAAUCUACCAUUUGGG
Messenger RNA from Gryllus bimaculatus (two-spotted cricket), 4106 nucleotides. NCBI's taxonomy places the organism in Eukaryota, Metazoa, Arthropoda, Insecta, Orthoptera, Gryllidae. The record is from the annotation of a GenBank genome assembly.